Molecule: messenger RNA, 368 nt
Organism: Ruditapes philippinarum (Manila clam)
Lineage: Eukaryota; Metazoa; Mollusca; Bivalvia; Venerida; Veneridae
Exons: 2
Coding region: 54-368 (104 amino acids)
Source: RefSeq, a predicted model, not a curated record
AUUGUGCGGGUAUGACACUUUAUUUAGAUUUUGUUGUUGAGUAAGGAAGCAGGAUGAAAGUGUUUGUCGUACUAGUAGUGUUCAGUGUGCUGUUUCAGGCGUCUGCUGGGUCGAUAUGGGGAUGGCUAACUGAUGACGCUGAAGCAGCUGAAAGUGCUCUAACUCCUGAAGAAGAUAUAACAGAAGAAUGUCUACAACUGGCAAGUUGGGGUCAGUGUUCAUUCUAUGACUGUUUGGAAAGAAGGUUCGGGUGUGGUGAUGAAGGUUACACGAAUAGAAUUAGUAAACACUUCUGCACUAAGAUUGAUGACAAUUACGAGACUUUUGAUGAUUUCGUAAGCACAUUAUACAUACGAUAUUUUUUGUAA